GCCUGGAGUGGCUUUAAAUUAGCUGCAGGGUCGAGAGAGUUUUAAAGAUCUUAGCAAUGUAAGUAGACGGGAAUUGAAGAUAUCUUCCCAGUUCUGUCGCUGCUUUUAAAGUUAAUUAUUUCCUUAUCCGCUCCAUUGAGUUUAGUGCCAAGAGUGGAAAAGAUUUCACGUCGAAAAAGCUGCUGAAAAGCAACAAAAAAGUGGGCUUCGUCGAUUUUAAGUGACAGCAUGGAAGACGAGGAAUGUAUAUAUGACCAGGUCAGGCAGCUUGUAGCUGUAUCCCCAAAGAGGACCCAAUAUGAUUCAAAAGAAAGUGUUAUUUUCGUCUUUAAUAUUCCUCUUCUCACCAAUGGGGGACCUUAUGAGGCUGAGUUCAAAGGUCAACAUCACUGCCUCAGAGUGCCUGCAAUGUUACUGAACAGCUGUACACUUCAGGUACAUGCGCCAGUGUAUUUUCCACCAGAAUCUACCACUGUUAGCAUAUACGACAAACUAAAACAGCACGAGUCUUCUAUCGCGCGAUGUUCUUUUGAGUUUUUUUCUCGAAGUCAACUCCUACAGGAAUUAUUAGAAAAAGCAAGUGAUCCAGUAAUGCUUCUUUGCGAUUCUCUCGGAGUUUCUUCGACUGACCUCAAAAUGUUUGAUGACGUUAUUGCCAAAAAAGUCAAGGAGAAGGCUCCCGAAGGAUUUAAUCUCCUCAAGAUCGCGCAAGAAAGAGCUCCUCCAAUAUCGAACAAUAAGUUUCCAACACUACUUCACCUUGGUGCGACUCACGGACUACCAUCAACUGUAGCAUUGUGCCUGCAAUACUGCCCAGCGGCACAUCAGGCAUGCCUCCUCAAGAAUGUAGAUGGCAACACGCCAAUAGAAAUAGCUCGAAAACUUGGACGCCACGAAAUAGCAAAGUGUCUCCAGAAUUUCCAGUCAAACAAAUGGACCGUCACAAAUAACAAUGAUCAAAGAGAAGAUGGAGUUCAAGAUGAUAAUGGCGAUAAUGAAGACAUUUACAUGGAGAUGCGUCCAAACAUGACUCCAGAAGACAAAAGCGAUGGAGAGUAUGACUAUGUAAGGAUGCCAGGAAUUGGAACCAACAGAAACCGGAUUCGGAUGACUCCUGAACUUCAGAGCGCAGUUUCGGUAGCAGAGAACGCAGUUAGAAUUAGCUGGAUAAAAGGUGAACUCCAAGAAGCAACGCUGAACGCAUUCAGACAGCUUAUUGAAAAUAGUAUUACAGAGAAUGCUGACAACUCGACCUACUCACUACCACGUGACCUAGGCCCGGCCUUGCCUCCCAAAUCCAACCACCUCAACUAUAAGAGACAUUCUAUACAUGAUAUACCCAACUCUGCCCCACCACUACCACCCAGAUCUCCACGGUCAGCGAAAUCACCACUAUUCUUCUUAGGUGACCAGGCUGAAAGACGUGGAUCUGAUCCAAGCAUCUUUCACAGGAUGCAGCCUCAUUUUACAGAUAAGCUGACAAUUAGUGAAGAAAAUGGCACAAUUCAUCAACCAAGCGCUGAUCAGCCUCCACAACUACCAGCUAAGACGAGAAGUCCUCUUUCUGCCACCCGCGGUCUUCGAAGUUUAACGAACGAGUGGAGUGGGUCAGAUCCAAAUCUCUCCCAUAGAUCUCAAGCCUACAGCGAUUUGAAUUCUCCGCCGAAACCUACUCAAGGUGUACAGCGUCGUUUUCCUGAUGGAUUCCUUCGUCCAAAGUCUUCUUCCAUUGAUGCCACUUCGCUGGGUUUAUCGCCCAGGCUUCCACCACGUAUUCCGAAACGCCACACGCGUUCUGCGAGUUGUGAACCAGAUUCUCCAGAGCAGAAUAUUGAAAGGAAUCGGACCUUCAGCGAGCCCAGAUAAACAAACGGAUUCGCAAUAAACUUUUUCACGUCAACCACUGACUGACAAGCCGGAGCCGAGUCUAGAAAGUCGUCGUUGAACUUCAAAACCUUUGUAACUUUUGUCUCCUUUAUAACUUGACAUAUUAUAUUAUUUAAUUCCCUCGACGGAUUAGUUUGAUGUAUGAAAGUUCUUAGGUUAAGAACCUGUCAACCUCUUUGUCUGUUUGAUUUGUUCAUUCUUUUAACCCCGUUUUUGCAUUUCCAGUCUGAAAAUUCACGGACCAGACCUUGCACGCAAGAAAGUACAUCGGUCUUAUGUUAUUUUGCAAGUACAGUGUACGGUCGAACCUCGAUUAUCCGGACUCGUGGAGAUUUGGUUUGAUGGUAUGGAUAAUAGAGAGCCCGGAUCUCGAACACGUGAACAAGUGUAUAAAUGUUCGUAAAUAAUGGACCUGAGAAGCAAGUUCAGAUAAUCGAUUAAAAAAUCCGAAUAAUCGAGGUCCGGAUAAUCGAUGUUUGACUGUAGAGCAUAUAACCUUCUCAAAUUCAUUAACAAUUCAUGAGGGCAACAGCCAACAAAUGAGGCAUAUUUGGGUCACAUUCAUGAACCUUGAUACCCAAUGAACACUCAGAUGAAAAUCUUGGGGGUUUUGAUCUGAGUUGAAACACGGUUUUGAUCUCAGAUUAAUCACUUGCAUUUUAAUGAGCAUUUUUCAAUAAUUAAUAGAUUGUGAACACCAAUAUUCCAAAACUGACCUGAAUAUUACUUCAGAAGCGGUCUUCGUUGGAUAUUUCUCACCCAACUUCUAAGCCACCUUCAUCGCAAACUUACAAAGUCAGUAAUUUAAGGUAACUGCAUCCAUUUCUUCAAUGCUGGUAGAAAGCUGUGCUUUCUAGGGCAAGAUUUCCAUAUUACCCCAUACUUCAUCAAGCAUUCAAUUCUUGGAUAUAGGAAAGCAGAGGCAAAACAACUGAUUUCCUCUGGGACUACGGCUUUGUUUUUGAUUCGUGAGAAGACACAUAGGGCUUGCGCUGUAAGUAUCUCGGAGAGCUCCAUACAAUUCUUUAUAAUAAAAUUAUAAGGAAUAGUAUGAAGCUCUCCGGGAUACUUACAGUGCAGUCUUCGUGUGUCUUCUCAUGGUAUGGGGUUAUACGGAAAUCUUUCCAAAAUUAUUACCGCCCAUUUGUUACUUACAUUUGGCAAACGAGCGAAUAGCUUUUUCGACGGACUCGCGUUCUCCCUAAACCGUUUUCGGCUCCCUAUAUCUUGCUGCACCAUCUUCACUCGUGGUCACACACCAACUAAACCAAAAUAAUUAAUCAUGCGUGCAUGUUUUGUUUUCAUUGUUUCGUUUGAGAAGUCGUCUCAAAAACUCGUGCUUCGUGUUUCAUCAGGGGCCCCAAACACCGAGAAACAGAUCAUACAUUCGCACUCGUUUAUGAUAUAUUACGUGAAAACGCUUUUAUUACAUCAAUACUACCUAAUCUUGCAUAAUUUUGUCAUUUGCUGGACUUCUUAUGGAUAUAUAGCAAUACGUAGUUGGGUUUAUCAACUGAGUUUGCAAUGCAAAUUAGCCACCGCAGAGCUUUAAAAACUCUUUAUGGUGGCUAGUUUAUGUUAUUGACUCGGUCGAUAAAACCAAAUUAUCGUAUUAUUGUCAUGCAACAUCAGUUUACCCCCUAUAUACCAACACAUUGUUCUGUUAGUUCAUUUUUUUUUCUCCAACUGAAAUACCAUUGUAAAAUAUAUCUUUCUGCUUCACCACUUGAUAAUACCACGAUAUGUAGCUAGGCAACUUUCUAUAGCCUAGGUAAUGGCCACUUUGAAAGCUUUACAUCGAAAAAUACAAAUAAGCUAGAAUAAAAUUCCAAUGGUCAUUUAAAUUCAGUCUGAUAAAAAAAAAAAAAGCUGUUUUCAUACAUGUACAUUCUAAGCCUAAAAGUAUGAAAUUCGUCCCACUAUUCAUUGUGAAUACCAAACAAUUUUCAUUAAAAUUUUCAUCAAGACUGA
Stylophora pistillata is the source of this 3858-nucleotide messenger RNA. RefSeq lists its product as uncharacterized. The record is from RefSeq and is a predicted model, not a curated record. Gene Ontology annotation, cellular component: cytosol. NCBI's taxonomy places the organism in Eukaryota, Metazoa, Cnidaria, Anthozoa, Scleractinia, Pocilloporidae. Gene Ontology annotation, molecular function: fibroblast growth factor receptor binding; transmembrane receptor protein tyrosine kinase adaptor activity.